Messenger RNA from Cokeromyces recurvatus, 1825 nucleotides. RefSeq lists its product as uncharacterized. Gene Ontology annotation, cellular component: cytosol. The record is from RefSeq and is a predicted model, not a curated record. NCBI's taxonomy places the organism in Eukaryota, Fungi, Mucoromycota, Mucoromycetes, Mucorales, Mucoraceae. The transcript is spliced from 5 exons. Bases 36 to 1775 code for a protein of 579 amino acids. Gene Ontology annotation, molecular function: NADPH-hemoprotein reductase activity; flavin adenine dinucleotide binding; FMN binding.
UUUUCUUUUUUUUCUUUUUUGAAAAAAAAAAAAAAAUGGAUAGAUCACUUGUCAUUUUAUAUGGAUCUGAAACGGGUUGUGCUCAAGAUGUAGCAGAAAACCUUGGUAGACAAGCCAGACGUAGACAUUUCAAGACAAAAGUAGUUGCCAUGGACGAUUACGAUAAAAGUCAACUUGUAGAAGAAAAGUUAGUCAUAUUUGUAUGUUCAACAACAGGUCAAGGUGCUGAACCUGCAAACAUGAAGAAAUUUUGGAGAUUUUUAUUACGUAAGAAUUUACCUAAUGACAUUUUAAGCGAUUUAGAUUGUGCAGUUAUUGGAUUAGGAGAUUCAUCCUAUAGAAAGUUCAACUUUCCUUCUAAAAAGUUAUAUAAAAGAUUAAUACAAUUAGGCGCCAACAUGAUCAUUGAAAGGGGAGAUUGUGAUGAUCAACAUUAUUUAGGUCUUGAUGGUGCCCUUAUUCCUUGGUCAAAGAAACUUUGGGAUAUUGUAUUACAGAAAUAUCCUACAAUAGAACCUAUUAUUCCAGAUGAGGUCCUAUUACCUGCAAGCUUCAAAAUGGAGUUCUUGAAAGAAGGUAAACCAGAACAUCAACGUACACUUCCUGGUGAAUUUGAUUUGACUAUCAAAGCCAACACUAGAAUAACAGCUGCAGAUCAUUUUCAAGACGUGCGCCAUAUUGAGCUAACCUGUGAUGAUCCCAACUUUAGUUAUGAGCCUGGUGAUAUUGCUGUCAUUAUGCCGCAGAAUUUAGUAGCUGAUGUAGAUCUAUUCCUUGAACAAAUGGGUUGGUCAGCGUAUGCAGAUUCAUUAAUUAAACUGACUCCAACGGAUCCAAGUUACACUUUACCUGCUCAUUGGCCAAGCAGAAUGACGUUUCGAGAUAUCUUUGUUUAUCAUCUUGAUAUCUUUGGUGUUCCUCGACGAUCAUUUUUUGAAAUGUUGGCCUAUUUUACGACCACAGAGGAUCAUACAGAACGUUUAAGAGAAUUUGCUUCGCCUGAGGGACAAGAGGACAUGUGGGCUUAUUGUGCAAGACCUCGACGAACGAUUGCUGAAGUUUUGUUUGAUUUUAAACCUUUUAAUAUUCCCUUUGAUUAUAUACUUGAUUUAUUUCCUACUUUACAGAGUCGUUCAUUUUCAAUUGCAUCUAGUCUUCAUCUUCAUCCCAACACAAUGGAGUUAUGUGUUGCUAUCGUAAAGUACAAAACCAAGAUGAGAAAGAUAAGAAGAGGUGUAUUUACAAAAUGGUUAUCCACCUGGCAACCAGGAGAUGUGAUACCUCGUAUUCGUAUUGCAAAGGGCACUAUGACUUUACCUCCUUCACCUGAUAUACCUUUAAUUGCUAUUGGACCUGGAACAGGUUUAGCACCCAUGCGAUCCUUUCUAGAAGAACGCAUCUUUCAGGGAGCACAUCAAAACGUUCUUUUGUUUGGUUGUCGAUAUCAUGAUAAAGAUUUCUAUUACAAGGACGAAUGGCAAAGAUAUGAAGAACAAGGGCAACUGACGCUUUUCACGGCAUUUUCAAGAGAUCAAGAACAAAAGGUCUAUGUCCAAGACCGUAUUCGUCAACAUGCAGGUUUCCUUUGGGACUUGAUUGAAAAUCAACAUGCUAAAAUCGUCUUAUCUGGCUCUCUAGACAAAAUGCCUGCUGAUGUUGCCUAUGCAUUCAAGCAAAUAUUUAUGAAGGAAGGAAAAUUAAAUGCAGAAGAAGCAGAAAAUUAUUUUUCAGACAUGAUCAAAUCUGGCCAAUAUCAAGAAGAAUGUUGGAAUUAAAAUUAUCAUAGAAGCAAUAAAAUUAUUACAUAAUACAAACUGAAUGAUAA